AUGGAGUCAGAAUCUACCAGAUCGGAGCCGAAAUACAUCAAUUUCCCUUGUUUGCCUCCAGACGCCAAACACCCGGAUGGCUCCCCCGCACUCAACCGGUGGUCUUCAGCGAUCACUAAGGGUCAUGAUUUCCCGGGCGCAAGGGCUAUGCUUUUCGCUGCUGGUGUCCCAGACAAAGAGGCAAUGGCCAAGGCGCCGCAUGUGGGCAUUGCGUCCGUUUGGUGGGAGGGCAAUCCAUGCAAUAUGCAUUUGAUGGACUUGGGGAAAACAGUCAAGAAGGCCGUAGUGGAAAAGGGUAUGCUUGGGUGGCAGUAUAACACAAUCGGUGUCUCCGAUGCGAUUACUAUGGGAAAUGACGCAAAUUGUCUUCAAGGCAUGAGAUUCUCGCUCCAGACUAGAGAAAUCAUCGCAGAUAGCGUGGAAACCGUUACCUGUGCUCAGGCUCACGAUGCCUGUAUCGCUAUUCCCGGAUGCGACAAGAACAUGCCCGGUGUCGUCAUGGCCAUGGCGCGCCACAACCGCCCAUCUAUCAUGAUCUAUGGCGGUACCAUCAAUAUCGGAUACUCGGAAUGCCUCCGGAAGCCCAUUAACGUAUCAACUUGCUUCGAGGCAGCUGGUGCGUACGCAUAUGAUACUCUCAGUCAGCCCGACGACGGCGGUGAUAACAGCAAGACCAAGGAUGAGAUUAUGGAUGACCUUGAGAAGCACGCUUGUCCUAGUGCAGGUGCAUGUGGUGGUAUGUUUACGGCGAACACCAUGGCCACUGCUAUUGAGUCCAUGGGUCUGUCUUUGCCAGGCUCAUCAUCCACGCCGGCUUCAUCUCCCUCCAAAAUGCGCGAGUGUGUGCGUGUUGCUGAUGCUAUCAAGAUCUGCAUGGAGAAAAAUAUCCGACCGCGCGAUUUGCUCACCAAGCGCGCUUUCGAUAAUGCAUUGGUGAUGACCAUGGCGCUAGGUGGUAGUACCAACGGCGUGCUCCACUUCCUGGCCAUGGCCCGCACAGCGGAUGUUGACCUGACACUGGAUGACAUCCAGCGCGUCAGCGACAAGAUUCCCUUCAUCGCUGACCUGUCACCCAGUGGAAAGUACUAUAUGGCUGACCUAUACGAGAUCGGCGGUAUUCCGUCUGUGCAGAAGCUGCUGAUCGCAGCUGGUCUAUUGGAUGGCGACAUCCCCACGGUGACUGGCAAAACUCUCGCCGAGAAUGUAGCAUCUUGGCCCUCGCUUCCACAGGACCAGACUCUGAUUCGCCCUUUGUCGAAUCCCAUCAAGGCGACCGGUCAUCUCCAGAUUUUGCGCGGCAAUCUCGCUCCUGGUGGUGCGGUCGCUAAGAUUACCGGGAAGGAGGGUCUCCGGUUUACAGGGAAAGCCCGCGUCUUCAACAAGGAGCACGAGCUUAACGACGCCCUUAACGAGCAUCGUAUUCCUCGUGGCGAAAACUUGGUUUUGAUUGUUCGUUAUGAAGGUCCCAAGGGUGGACCUGGUAUGCCGGAACAACUCAAGGCUAGCGCGGCACUCAUGGGUGCGAAAUUGAACAACAUUGCACUUAUUACCGAUGGACGUUAUUCCGGUGCUAGUCACGGGUUCAUUGUUGGUCAUAUUACCCCUGAGGCUGCUGUUGGUGGUCCCAUUGGACUUGUUAAGGAUGGAGAUGUGAUCACUAUUGACGCUAAUACUAAUGAAUUGACCAUGGCCGUGUCUGAUGAAGAGCUCCAGGAGCGUCGUCGACAGUGGACUCCACCUGUACCGCAGAUUACUCGGGGUGUGUUGGCCAAGUAUGCACGCUUGGUGGGCGAUGCCUCACAUGGUGCUAUGACGGAUCUAUUCUAA
Penicillium odoratum is the source of this 1827-nucleotide messenger RNA. RefSeq names its product putative mitochondrial dihydroxy acid dehydratase (gene ilv3B). Gene Ontology annotation, molecular function: dihydroxy-acid dehydratase activity. Gene Ontology annotation, biological process: branched-chain amino acid biosynthetic process. The transcript has 3 exons. The record is from RefSeq and is a predicted model, not a curated record. The coding region runs from base 1 to 1827 and encodes 608 amino acids. Gene Ontology annotation, cellular component: mitochondrion. NCBI's taxonomy places the organism in Eukaryota, Fungi, Ascomycota, Eurotiomycetes, Eurotiales, Aspergillaceae.